This is a messenger RNA of Aedes aegypti (yellow fever mosquito), 1406 nucleotides long. RefSeq names its product protein takeout. Lineage: Eukaryota; Metazoa; Arthropoda; Insecta; Diptera; Culicidae. The coding region runs from base 314 to 1084 and encodes 256 amino acids. The transcript has 6 exons. The record is from RefSeq and is a predicted model, not a curated record.
CCAUUGCGAGCCGGUCAUUUCUUCGGCAUUCGUGAACUACCCCGGCUACGGUUCGGUUCGAUCCUCUCCAAUCCAAGUCCCAUUAGUUUUAUUGAAUACUAAAGUUAUUCCUUCGGGCGUACGCAAUUAUCAUCCAGAACAACUCCAGGAAACACCACCGAAUUACGUGACCAUACCGGUGAGAAGUCGAAUGCUAAUCACCGCAUCGCAGCUCAUCUAAGUCCGCACUUGAGACGACGCGACGACGACGACCUGCCCAGCGGCGGAGAAGAAAGAGUGACCAAUCGCCACCGAACAGUGCCAAGGAUUGGCAAUGAGAGUGCGUUCGAUGACCCCUGUCUUUCCAGUCGCGGUGCUUGCGCUCUUUGCGAGCCUAUGGCACCUGGCGCUGGCCCAACAAGUGCCUUACUACAUGCACCGCUGCGAACGAGAUGAUCCCCAAGUGAACGACUGUCUUCGAUUUGCUGCAAAUAAGCUGACGCACCAUUUGCGGGAUGGCGGCAUUCCGGAGAUCGGCAUUGUUGACGUCGAACCAGUGGUAGUGGACGAGAUCAGCAUCGCCCUUGGCAGUGGACCCGAUGGUUACAGAGCCACCUUCAAGAACAUAGAAGCUUUUGGAGUUAGCAAUUUGACGUUCGUCAACGUACGAUCCGACAUCGACUCGCUCCAAUUCCAGAUGACGAUCGAUAUUCCGAAGAUCAAGGCGAGAGCUCAGUACAAAUCUUCCGGAGUUCUUCUGCUGCUGCAGGCUUCCGGGGCCGGCGAUUACUGGGGAGAAUAUGAUGGCGUCAAAUCGAAGAUCUACAUCAAAGCAUCACCUUAUCAAGGUGACGAUGGGCUAACCUACCUCACAGUGGACCAAACCAAGAUGGACUUCAGCGUCAAGGACAUCAAGAUGGGUGUUGAGAACGUUUCCAACCAGAACGCAAUCAUUCACGCCGCAAUGAAUCUCUUCAUCAAUACAAACGCCCAAGAGCUGCUCAAAGAGAUGAAGCCUCAGCUGCGAUCAAAGCUGACCGAGCAUUUGCAUGACUUCAUGCAGCGGCUGUUCGACAGAAUACCGUUCGAGUACUGGCUCGAGUGAAGGAAACGCUAGCUGGCAGCGGUGCGAAUUUCAAACUUACUCACUCACCUCUCAUCAAAAUUAGGUUUAGGAUUUAUGUUUAUUUUUGUUUAUUUAUCUCGAUUCAUCAAUCAUUCAGAUUUUUGCAUUAAGUAUUAAGUGUGUAGAGUUGCGUCCAACUGUGAAGUAAAAUGUGCGUUGUCAUGUUUUCACAUCUUUACUUGACAAACACUGUUUGUAUUUUAGUGGACGCAAACAACGCCGUAUAAGAUAGAUGAAAAUGCGAACGCACUUUUCGUCCACUGUGCGAGUAAUUAAAUAUGGGAUCAUAGUUCCAGUCGAA